AUGGGUGCAAGAUUCUACGUCUGUGUACCCUUUUCGGGCCAUCAACCCACUGUCAUCUAUCCACAAAACAAAGAAGUGGGCACGGACGUUAUGUUAAUUCCGUUUCGAUCGCAUUACAUCUACAUAAUUGGCACGGUCAUUUCGAAUAUUGUUAUAAUUGCGAAUCAGAAAGAGCGAACGUUGGCGAAUCCUGGAUGGGGAGUGGCUGCUGCGGCCGCGGUUCGACACAAAAACUUCAAUUGCCUUGUCACCCUCGAUAUCACGGGCAAUGUACUUGUGUACGGAUAUAAUCAACGCAGUGUAACGAAACCAGAAAUCGCUCCACUUUUGUCGUUCAAGACGUUUUCGCACGCUACU
Molecule: messenger RNA, 357 nt
Organism: Ostertagia ostertagi
Lineage: Eukaryota; Metazoa; Nematoda; Chromadorea; Rhabditida; Trichostrongylidae
Source: the annotation of a GenBank genome assembly